Molecule: messenger RNA, 1146 nt
Organism: Durio zibethinus
Lineage: Eukaryota; Viridiplantae; Streptophyta; Magnoliopsida; Malvales; Malvaceae
Source: RefSeq, a predicted model, not a curated record
AUGAGGAGCAACUUGAUUUCGUCGAACGUAUUCUUAGUUGCUUUCCUUCAUAUCUUCUUGCUAAUUCACAGUAAGCCUCUUGUACCGGCUCUGUAUGUGUUCGGAGAUUCAUUGUUUGACAGUGGCAACAACAAUCUUCUUCCCACUGUUGCCAAGGCAAAUUACCCACCUUACGGCCUGAAUUUUGGCGAACACUUGACCGGUACGUUCACUAAUGGAAGAACUCUUCCAGACUUUAUAGAUGUUGUUACAGUACCUCCAUUUAUAAUAAGUAAAAAAUCUAUUUUGAAAUAUUUAUCCUUAGAGAACAUCAACUUUGAUGUGCCAGCUUUAUACGUAUUUGGAGACUCUUAUGUUGAUGCGGGAAAUAAUAAUUAUGUUCAUGUCCCGCAAAUUGAAAGAAAUUAUACUCCAUAUGGAAUAGAUUUUGGUGGAAAACCUACGGGUCGUUACACCAACGGAAGAACAGUAGCGGAUUUCAUUGCUCAAAUUGUUGGCUUGCCAUUCCCUCCUCCUGUGCUAAGCUUGUCUAAGGGAGAUAAGAGAAUUCCUCAAACUGGUAUAAAUUAUGCUUGCGGUUUCACUGGCAUCCUUGAAAAAUUUGGAAAACUGUUUGAACGAAUGCCAAGCUUGAAGGAGCAAGUAGAUUUGUUCGAGAGCACAACAAAAGGGUUGCAGAGUCAAUUUCAAAGCAAGGAAAGUUUUUCUAGAUACUUGUCAAAAUCACUUUUUUUUAUCAAUAGUGUUGCGUAUGACUUGGAUAUCGAGUGGGAUGGACUGCGCUAUUUCUAUGAUGAGAACUAUUAUACUCAACUUCUCAUAAAAGACUUAUCCAAGCAUUUACAGAGAUUAUAUCAGCUUGGUGCACGUAAAAUUGUGGUGAAUAAUGCAUCUCCAAUAGGAUGUCAGCCGCAUCUAAUAAGUGGAGGAUUUACCGAUGUAAGGAGCAGUUGUUGUACUGAAAUAGAUAAAGGUUUAACUAAACCAUGUCUUGCAAAUGUAGCACCAUGCAAAGACAGAAGUAGCCAUGUUUUCUUCGACCCAAUGCACCCAAGCGAGAGUAUGCAUUUCAUAUGGGCAAGGCGUCUCUUAAAGGAUUCAUCAGUUUCUUCUCCCAUCAACUUGAUUCAGCUAAUACAAUCUUAA